GAUCCGUACAAUCAUUGUAUAAUUGUAAUUGAAUCUAGAAGUUUUAGGAAUAUCAUUAUCUCUCACUACGAUAAAAAUGAUAAAAAGCAAUGUGGUUCAAAAAAUGGCUUCACAACGAGUGCACCUUCAAAUAACCCACAGAUCUCUCUAUCGAGCAAUCUUCUUCCCGUCCCGUCCCAUAUUCCUGUCUCCGUUUCUUCGAUUGCAUUAUAUCAACUCUUCUUCCUUUGUACACAAGGAACUAGCAGAGAGAGAGAAAGAAGAUGGACUUAUCUUUCCAUUCCAACAAAGUUACUCGUACAGUCUCAGUGUGACAGUCACACUACAUGUGACAAGGAUCACGUUGAUGUCAUUCGUAUAUCGAAUGCUCUCCUCGUUUUUUAUGCAAAUUGGGUGCAAAUGGCUUCAUCCUACAUUUGUAUUGAUCGUAUCCUUUUGUGA
Loa loa (African eye worm) is the source of this 441-nucleotide messenger RNA. RefSeq lists its product as hypothetical. The transcript is spliced from 2 exons. The annotation marks the transcript as partial. Lineage: Eukaryota; Metazoa; Nematoda; Chromadorea; Rhabditida; Onchocercidae. The record is from RefSeq and is a predicted model, not a curated record.